This is a messenger RNA of Plectropomus leopardus (leopard coralgrouper), 1563 nucleotides long. RefSeq names its product vitamin K-dependent protein C. Gene Ontology annotation, biological process: blood coagulation; proteolysis. Gene Ontology annotation, molecular function: calcium ion binding; serine-type endopeptidase activity. NCBI's taxonomy places the organism in Eukaryota, Metazoa, Chordata, Actinopteri, Perciformes, Serranidae. The record is from RefSeq and is a predicted model, not a curated record. Gene Ontology annotation, cellular component: extracellular region.
AACCACAAACAGCGAAGCAUCGUCUCCGUCCACGGCUUCCAUUCCUCACACAGUGGGCGAAUACAACCGCUGACGGAAGAGGUGAUUGGCUGGUGUCUGUCUCGUCUAAUUGGCUGCAGGUUUGACUGAGGUCAUGUCCCGCCUCGUCCUCUGGGUGUCCAUCGUCGUCGCUCUGUGGUCGGCGUCAGUGCUCAGUCUGUCAGUGUUCUCGGACGCUCCUGAGGCUCACAUGCUGCUUCGAUCCCGCCGGGCGAACUCUUUCCUGGAGGAGCUGAAACCUGCUUCGAUGGAGCGCGAAUGUGUGGAGGAGAAAUGUGACUUUGAAGAAGCACAAGAGAUUUUCCAAAACCGGGAAGCGACGCUGGAGUUCUGGACGGUGUACACAGAUGGGAACCAGUGUCAGUCCAACAUGUGUGUCCACGGAGCCUGUGUGGACCUGUACCAGGACUACGCCUGCCGCUGUAACCACGGAUACGAGGGCAAAUACUGCGACCAGCCUCAAACGGCCACGAACUGCUCGGUGGAUAACGGCGCCUGUGACCACGACUGUUCGGAGAGCAAGGACGGCCUGACGAGGCGCUGCAGCUGCGUGAGCGGAUACAAACUCAACGACGACUCCAAGAAAUGUGACCCGAAAGGUCCCUCGUCCUGCGGUCGGCUGCUGAUCGGUAGGUCGUCGUACACGAAGCCGCAGGACGGCCUGAUGCCCUGGAUGGUGGGAGGGGAGGUGGGAAAAAAGGGCGAGAGUCCCUGGCAGGUGCUCAUGCUGAACGCCAGAGGGCGUUUUCACUGCGGAGGCGUCCUCAUCGAUGAGAGCUGGGUCCUGACCGCCGCCCACUGCCUCGACAACACCUUCAGAGUGAGCGUGCGGCUCGGUGACUACGAGCGUCACAGAGACGAAGGCACCGAGGUCACCCUGAGUGUCAUUAAGACCUUCAAACACCCAAACUACAACAGCAGGACGGUGGACAACGACAUCGCACUGCUGCGCCUGCAGGGCCCUGCCCCCUUCUCCCAGUACAUUGUCCCCGCCUGUUUGCCGACACGCGAGAUGGCCGAGCGGGUGCUCCACCUGAACGGCACCGUCACCGUGGUGACCGGCUGGGGCAAAGAAGACCUGGACAGCACCAAGUUCAGCUCGGCGCUUAACGUCAUCAACAUCCCGCUGGUCGACCGCAGCAUCUGUUCCCACCAGAUGUCCCACAACAUCUCCAACAACGUCCUCUGCGCUGGGAUCCUCGGACAGAGGUUGGACGCCUGCGAGGGGGACAGCGGCGGGCCGAUGGUCACUCUGUACCGAGACACCUGGUUCCUGAUCGGCCUGGUGUCCUGGGGCGAGGGCUGCGGCAGGGAGGACAAGCUGGGCAUCUACACCAAGGUGUCCAACUACAACGAGUGGAUCGACAAAGUGCGUGAGGACUGGGACAAAGGACACCAUCCACAAGAGCCCCCGAGUGUCUGACCCACCUCGACCCCCAACAGUCGAUUAGUCUGGUCUGUUAGACCACGUCCGGGUCUCAGUACAGUCCAGGUCUUCAUCAAUAAACUGGUUCUGUCUAAAGA